Alligator mississippiensis (American alligator) is the source of this 1552-nucleotide messenger RNA. It is a transcript of the gene RASD1, whose product is annotated as ras related dexamethasone induced 1. The record is from RefSeq and is a predicted model, not a curated record. Bases 76 to 912 code for a protein of 278 amino acids. Gene Ontology annotation, molecular function: GTP binding; GTPase activity. The transcript has 3 exons. Lineage: Eukaryota; Metazoa; Chordata; Crocodylia; Alligatoridae.
GCAGCCCAGUCCGCUCCUGUCGCUCCGCUCCUCGCAGCCCAACCCGGCCCGGCCCAGCCCAGCCCCGGCCCCUCCAUGCGCCUGGCCACCAUGAUCAAGAAGCUGUGCCCCGGAGAGCCCGAGCUGAACAUCCCGGCCAAGAACUGCUACCGCAUGGUGGUGCUGGGCUCGUCCAAGGUGGGCAAGACGGCCAUCGUGUCCCGCUUCCUGACGGGCCGCUUCGAGGAGCAGUACACGCCCACCAUCGAGGACUUCCACCGCAAGUUCUACAGCAUCCGCGGCGAGGUCUACCAGCUCGACAUCCUGGACACGUCGGGCAACCACCCCUUCCCGGCCAUGCGCCGCCUCUCCAUCCUCACAGGAGACGUGUUCAUCCUGGUGUUCAGCCUGGACAACCGGGACUCCUUCGAGGAGGUGCAGCGCCUGAAGCAGCAGAUCCUGGAGACCAAGUCGUGCCUGAAGAACAAGACCAAGGAGAAUGUGGACGUGCCCCUGGUCAUCUGUGGCAACAAGGGGGACCGCGACUUCUACCGGGAGGUGGAGCCCCGCGAGAUCGAGCAGCUGGUGGGCGAAGACCCCAAGAAAUGUGCUUACUUCGAGAUCUCGGCCAAGAAGAACAGCAGCCUGGACCAGAUGUUCCAGGCCCUCUUUGCCAUGGCCAAGCUGCCCAGCGAGAUGAGCCCUGACCUGCACCGCAAGGUCUCGGUGCAGUACUGCGACAUGCUACACAAGAAGACUCUCAAGGGCAAAAAGCUGCUAAAAGAAGGGGCAGGGGGCAGCGACGGGGAAGCCUACGGCAUCGUGGCCCCCUUUGCCCGCCGGCCCAGCGUGCACAGCGACCUCAUGUACAUCCGGGAGAAGGCCAUCGGGGGUGCACAGGCCAAGGACAAGGAUCGCUGUGUCAUCAGCUAGGAGCCCUUUUCCCGGCUUCCCCCCAGAUCCAAGAAAUGGGGGAAUAAAAAGCUUUUUAAACUGAAAUUCUGCCCUGCCUCUGUCUCUGCUUCCUCACUUGCGUUUCUUAACAUCCUGGAAGCCCACUGCUUUCCCCUAUGGGGGGGUAUGAAAAAAUCCCGUGCUGACCAAGUGAUCCAAAGCAUAAGCGACUUUAAGAUGCCCGCCCCUAUCAGAACACGCUUCUGCCCCAGGACAAAGAUGCCUGUUGUCGAAAGUAGCCGAAGAGAUCUCCGCCGAGACAGCCGAAGCAUGACGGGGACAGGUGAACAGCCCGGCUCAACCGAACAGCGGCUGAAACUUUUUGCUCUGGCACUGAACCAGGCAGAGUGACCUCUGUCGGGCAGUCAGAAAACUGACAUUAAGGAUUCUAUGUCCGUGGUCACAAAUAACCCGCUGGUUGGGGGCAAAAUGACAGAAACGACCCAUUUUCACGACUAAGUCGAUGACUCCCCUAUCAUCCUGGUUUGUCUCCCUUGCAUACGCAGCUGAACGGUGACUAGCUUUGCACUAAAAAUCUCCUGUUCAGAUCAGGCAUGCAAUUCCCUCCCCCUGCUUUGCAGCGUGGAAUAAAAAAAGGAAACUACUUCCAAUCAUUUCA